UAGUUCCUGUAUUUAUGUUGGUAGUAUAGGUAAGGUACAGGUGUUGAAGUUUUAGGAACAGACUAUAUGUAUGGGUAAGCUGGUUGGGCUGUUGAUGGAUUGUUGAGGGCUGUUUCUUCCGUCUUGGCGGUUGAGGCGAUUAUCGUUCUGGAAUGGGCCAUAGAAGUUGGAUGAGGAGGGAAGAGCAGUUGCUCUUCCUGAGAUUUUUGAUGUGGUGCUGUGUUUGGUAUCGACAGCUACCUUUGUCUCUAUUUCGAUCAUUGGCACUGUUUUAAGUAGCAAUGAAUGAGAUUCAAUAUUCUUCUACUUCGAAAGAAUUCAAAUUCGGAGUAUCUAUACGUAAGUACAUUUUGGGCUACUUACAAAUGUUUUGUUGUUCAAUCAUGGUUUCCACAAACUGCAGAUAUUACCGGCUUGGCGUAAUUUAGAUCUCUUUAUUUUCUUCAUCUAUCCAGGCUCCGAGUUUGGGUGUACUUACUGCAUAGGUAAUCGCCGAGGAUGCAUAUGUCCGUUGUCUAUACCUAUCAGUUGCCUUCACUAAGUCUGCAUUCAAGCUGAGAGCUAUAAAGAGCCACAAGUACUCGGACUUUUAAAUAAACCACUUCUUCACCCGUCUCAACUGGACUGUACAAAGAAGUCAUCGAAGGAAAUACAAUAUUACGAUGUUCAAGUCUGUUAGCAUUCUACUUGCGCUAGCCGCCAAUCUACUGCCCGUUGUAGAUUGCCAUGGCUACAUGGUCAUCCCUUCCAGUAGGACCAGUCUUGGUCAUUUAGUAAGUUUCAUUAUUCCAUCUACAUUAACACACUAACGAUUACAGGCUGGCAUCGACACAUGUCCUGAAUGCACAAUUCUUGAACCCGUCAGUUCCUGGCCCGAUCUCGAUUCCGCUCCCGUAGGACGCAGCGGUCCUUGUGGCUACAAUGCCCGCGUAAGCGUUGACUACAACUUCCCAGCCACAAACUGGGGCAAUUCUCCUGUUGUGACUUAUACCCCUGGUCAAGUCGUCGACGUACAAUGGUGCGUCGAUCAUAAUGGAGAUCAUGGUGGCAUGUUUAGCUGGCGCAUUUGCGAAGAUCAAUCUAUCAUCGACAAACUCAUCACACCUGGAUAUACCCCUACAAAUGCCGAGAAGCAAGCCGCAGAAGAUUGCUUUGAGGCCGGUCUACUUCCCUGCACAGAUGUCACCGGUGCUACUUGCGCGUACAAUGGUGAUUGCUCGCCCGGGCAACCAUGUUACCGAAAUGACUGGUUCACCUGCAACGAAUUCAACAGCGGGACUAAAUGUCAAGGUGUUGAUAAUUCCGCUUUAGGUUCUUGCUAUACAUCUAUCGCGGGCGGAUAUACAGUGACCAAGAAAGUCAAGAUCCCAAACUUUACUUCCAAUCAUACACUCAUAUCUUUGAAAUGGAAUUCCUACCAAACGGGACAAAUCUAUCUCACAUGUGCUGAUAUCGCCAUUACCGGUUCGGGCUCUGGUUCAGGCGGCGGUUCCUCAAGUACGACAACUAAAACAUCCUCAACAACAAGCACCCUCAAAACAUCCACAACCACCGCCAUCACCUCAAGCUGCACCGCAAACCCAACCCUCAUCCCCGUAACCUUCAACGAACUCGCCACCACCACCUAUGGUCAAACCAUCAAAAUCGCCGGCUCGGUUGCCGCACUAGGUAACUGGGAUGUUUCCUCCGCACCAGCAUUAUCAGCUUCGGCUUACACAAGUACAAAUCCAUUGUGGUCGGUAACGGUCAUGUUGGCGCCGGGACAGGUAGUACAGUAUAAGUUUGUGAAUGUGGCGAGUGGUGGGACGCCGACUUGGGAAAGUGAUCCGAAUCGUGUUUAUACGGUGCCGGCGGGUUGUGCGACGACUGCGACGGUAGGGAGUAGUUGGAAGAAAUAGACGGAAAAUUUGGGGGCGGGUGGAUAGGUGGCUAGGGUAGGAUUGGGAGGGAUUGGAAUGGGCUAGGAUCGGUUUGCGGAAGUGAGAAUAUUGUAUCGCUUGCUAGGUAGUGAUAUCGAUAUGUGUGAUGCUAUCACGGGAGGCGAAUAUCCGUAUGUUUAAUUGUACUAGUUCUAUAAUUCGGACUGCUAUAGAUAGGGAAUUAGAUGGUUACAGUUUUCACAUUUGAUGAAUUACUAUAUAGCCCUCAUCACCACGUAUCUAAAAAAGCAAGAGCAAAGAUCCGCACAAUCUAUCACUUGUCAAAAUAUCCUCAAUAAAUAACUUAAUCCUGUAU
Messenger RNA from Sclerotinia trifoliorum, 2235 nucleotides. The record is from the annotation of a GenBank genome assembly. Lineage: Eukaryota; Fungi; Ascomycota; Leotiomycetes; Helotiales; Sclerotiniaceae.